AUAAUAUUCUGCUCUAAACAUUUCCUGCGAAAAAAGCUAUGGCGACAAGGCGACAGCCACUGAAGGCCGAGGCGCCAUCUGAAGACGACGAACUCUUCUACGUAUCAACCAACCCAGCCGGAUCUACAACUGUUAUUUUUCUCCAUGGGGUUCUUUCUUGUCAUUUGGAAUGGGAGCAUGUAACCCCCUACCUCUCGCCGGACUACCACCUGAUGGUUAUUGACCUAAACGGCCACUCCAACUCUUCGAACAUUCUCCCGGUCCUUCUUCCAGCAUCAACAGAUCGCGUCGCAGAUCUAAUCAGACGCCAUGCUCAUGGGGGUAAGGCCCAUGUCGUUGGGCUAAGCAUGGGUGGCUUUAUCUCACUCGAGUUGGCCCGUUGUUACCCGGAACUUGUACACAGCGUCUUUGCGACAGGCGCGCAUCCAUUCAGAGGCGUUUACAAAUGGCUAUCUUUGCGUCCAUUCAUUAUUUGGAUAUUAUUGUGCUUGCUACAUUCAAUGCCAGAUCGUCUUUACUGGUGGAUGGCUUCUAGUCACGGCAUGGCAAGACACGAGGCUCUGAGAGCGGAGAUGGCCAAAAACAGAUCGCGGACUACUGUGCGCGACAACUAUACGAGUAUCUUGGACUUCGACUGGAGUAAAGUGCAGGAAGUCCAUGUUCGGACCGCAGUUAUUGCUGGUAGUCUUCAAGACGAUGUUGAAGCGACACGAGAAAUGGGUCCAUUGUUACGGCAGGGCGGGUGCAGUGAGAGUCGGGUUUUUGUGGUGAAGAAUGCCGUGCAUGCAUGGAACCUGCAAUUCCCAGAAGUUUUUGCACUUGGUAUUAGAGCUUGGAUUGAAGGGAAGGAGUUGCCAAAGGAGUAUGAAGAGUUAUGAUUGGGACUCUCCGUCACUGAAUCCAUUUCUCACACAUGGGGAUUGUUGGUUGGAGAUUCAGCAGCGAAGACCACUGCAGACCACGCUUGAGGCAUAUGGGGAUAUCGCCAAACCAAAAUGAAGAUUGAAUAGCAAGUUGAAUUGACAAGAAGGUACGAACUCUGAGCCUGGCACGUAAAGGCACGAAACAAUGUGCCUAUCAAUGCAUCAUGCUAGCAAGAAUGGGAAAAUAGCAAAAUAGCUGCGGCUCCAGCUUGGAUCAAUGGAC
This is a messenger RNA of Ilyonectria robusta, 1146 nucleotides long. Its product is annotated as Alpha/Beta hydrolase protein. Lineage: Eukaryota; Fungi; Ascomycota; Sordariomycetes; Hypocreales; Nectriaceae. The record is from RefSeq and is a predicted model, not a curated record. The coding region runs from base 39 to 878 and encodes 279 amino acids. The transcript has a single exon.